Molecule: messenger RNA, 486 nt
Organism: Monoraphidium neglectum
Lineage: Eukaryota; Viridiplantae; Chlorophyta; Chlorophyceae; Sphaeropleales; Selenastraceae
Exons: 1
Coding region: 1-486 (161 amino acids)
Source: RefSeq, a predicted model, not a curated record
AUGACGUCAUCAGGCGGCGCGGGCGCGCUGCUGACGAGUUACGGCGGCCUGAGGGCCUCGGGCCCCCGCGCCGCCUGCGGCGGCGGCGGCGGCGGCGACAGCAGCGCGGCGGUCACGCGGGCGCCGUCGCGGGCGGCGAGCGUAGUGGACGAGUGGGCGGCGGCUUCCGUGCAGCUGCCGCAGCAGCAGUUGCUGCUGCAGGAGGGCCGCGGGUUCGUUGAAGAGAUGCGCCUCACCAGCGGCCCCAUCGAGCGCCCGCCUUGGGCCGCAUCACCUGCACCCGUUGCCGCCACCGGGCCAGCCGCGGCUGCGCCGGCGGCGGGGGUGGCUGCGCUGAUGUCACACAUGCUGUCUGGCGACCUGCUGACCGCCGACGCCGCCGCGCACCCCGAGGCGGCGUCGCGGGCGGGCAGCGCCCUCAGCAGCGGCGAGGCGGCGGCGGUGGUGUUCAUCGUGCCGCCCGCGGCGGCGGUGAAGGCGGCGUAA